AUGGAUGUGGCAACCUUCGGAUCCACGUGCUCGCCGGCUUCAGCGCAGUACAUUAAGAAUAAAAAUGCCGCGGAAUUCACCCACCUGUUUCCACGAGCUGUUGAAGCUAUUAUGGAAAACCACUACGUCGACGACUAUCUCGACAGCUUCGAGAGUGAAGAAGAGGCAGUACGGGUGUCAGUUGAGGUCCGAUCGAUUCACCAGAAAGGGGGAUUCCAACUCAGGAACUGGCUGUCAAACAGUACUGCCGUUGUACGUGGAAUGGACGAAGAUGAUCCGAAGGCGAGCAAGAGCCUUUGUCUGAGCGUUGUGGAAAGUAGUGACCGAGUGUUGGGAAUGCUGUGGCAGACCGCUGAAGAUGAGCUUUGGUUUCCAAUGAAGGUGAAGGAUGAAAUUCAGUUGGUGAUAGACAGCGGCGAGCGGCCAACAAAACGUCAGAUGCUGAAAUGCUUAAUGGGGAUAUUCGAUCCGCUUGGCCUUCUGUGCGUAUUCCUCGUCCACGGGAAGAUUCUCCUUCAGGACGUCUGGCGAGCUAACGUGGAGUGGGACGAAAAGGUUCCAGGAGAGAUAUCCGAUCGUUGGACCAAAUGGACCGAACUGUUCCCUAAAAUCGGACGACUGCGUAUCCCACGGUGCUACUUUCGAGAAGCAACCACACAGAUGUAUGAAGGACUUCAACUGCACGUCUUUGUCGACGCUAGUGAAGCAGCUUAUUCCGCCGUCGCAUAUUUCAGGGUGGUGGACCCUACAGGGAACGCAGAAUGCACAAUCGUUGCAGCAAAAUCGAAAGUCGCACCAUUACAGUAUCUUUCUGUGCCUCGCCUGGAGUUACAGGCGGCAGUACUUGGCAGCCGUUUGAUGUCAUCCGUGCGAAAGAAUCACAGCGUCAAGGUAACACGGAGAUUUCUGUGGAGUGAUUCCCAAACAGUGUUGGGCUGGUUAAGGGCGGAUCACCGACGCUAUCAACAGUAUGUAGCGUGCCGUGUCGGAGAGCUACUGACAACGACUGACGUAGCAGAAUGGCAAUGGGUACCUACCAAGGUGAAUCCAGCUGAUGCCGCUACGAAGUGGGGAAAGAAUCCGUGCCCUGCAAUAACGGAUAACUGGUUCAAAGGACCGGAAUUUCUCCGAUUUCCUGAGGAGAACUGGCCGAAGCAAACGAAAUCCUUGAAACUGCCUGAAGACGAACUGCGACCCUGCUUUGUGAUCCAAGGAGUGAUGGUCCCAAUCAGUGUAGUAGACAUUGAGCGCUUCUCGAAAUGGCGGCGACUACUAGGAACAGUGGCGUAUGUGCAUCGCUUUGUAGACAACUGCAGGCGCAGACUGCAAGGAGAAACACUGCAGUUGCAGAACCUAGGCCAAGAAGAACUCAAGAAAGCAAAGAACACCUUAAUGCGGAUUGUGCAGUGGGAAGAGUUUCCAGAUGAGAUGGCAUUAUUUUCAACCGGAAAGACAGAGAUACCGAAAACCAGCAGCUUGUACCAGUUGACACCGAUGGUCGAUGAGUGGGGAGUGCUACGUAUUAACGGAAGGAUUGGCGCCGCACCAUUCACAUCAUUCGAUUCAAAAUAUCCGGUGAUUCUCCCAAGAAAACAUCUGGUUACACUACUCAUAGUGGAUGAUUUCCAUCGAUCCUAUCGCCAUGGAAAUUCUGAAACGGUAGUGAAUGAAGUCCGCCAGUUCUACAACAUUCCCAGAUUGAGAACGGUGGUGAAGCAAAUCGCGGCUAGAUGUCAGUGGUGCAAGAUAACGAAAGCAGUCCCGAAGAUUCCACAGAUGGCACCGCUGCCUGUAGCUCGUCUGUCUGCAUUUACACGAGCAUUCACAUAUACUGGGAUUGAUUUCUUUGGACCGUUACUGGUGAAAGUGGGGAGAAGUGCUGUUAAACGCUGGAUCUGCCUGUUCACUUGUCUUACUACCCGAGCGGUUCACGUCGAAGUGGCCCACAGUUUGUCCACACCAUCGUGCGUGAAAUGUAUCCGUCGUUUUGUCUGCCGCCGAGGAGCGCCGACGGAGAUCUACACAGAUAACGGCACCAACUUCCAAGGCGCCGAACGUCAAUUACGCGAGCAGUUGAAGGAGAUGCAAGGAGAAUUGGCAGCGACGUUCACCAAUACAGAUACCAAAUGGUUAUUCAUCCCGCCCGGAGCACCCCACAUGGGCGGUGCGUGGGAAAGGAUGGUACGGUCAGUAAAGUCAGCAAUGAUGGCCGCUUACAAUAGUGACAGAAAGUUGGACGACGAAGGUUUACAGUCGUUGGUCAUUGAAGCCGAGAGCAUUGUCAAUAGUCGCCCGCUCACCUACUUGCCUCUAGAUUCCGCCGAAGCAGAAGCCCUCACGCCGAAUCACUUUCUUCUAGGAAGUUCUUCGGGUGUUCGUCAGCCUGUAGUACCCUUCAGUGACCCUGCUGGUGCAGUGAAGAACUCAUGGAGCCUGAUACAGCAUCAACUGGACGUCUUCUGGAAGCGUUGGAUUCGGGAAUACCUCCCGAUGCUGACAAAGCGGGUCAAAUGGUUCGGAGAAGUAGCACCUGUAGCUGUAGGAGAUCUGGUCCUCAUCGUGGACGACACUCACAGGAACGGUUGGAUGAGAGGAAAGGUCAAGGAAGUCGUGACAGCGAAGGAUGGGAGAGUUCGACAAGCUGUAGUACAGACUGCGAGGGGGAUAUUGCGGAGACCAGUAGCGAAGUUGGCCGUGUUGGAGGUUGAGUCGGGUUGUAAAACUGGGACCGGUGGCCAGUGUUACGGGGGGGAGGAUGUUGCUGCCAACACUGCCCGCGGUGUUACCACGGCCGAACAUCCGAGACAGCUCGAUCGAGCGAAGUGA
Armigeres subalbatus is the source of this 2826-nucleotide messenger RNA. RefSeq lists its product as uncharacterized. The record is from RefSeq and is a predicted model, not a curated record. The transcript has a single exon. Gene Ontology annotation, biological process: DNA integration. Lineage: Eukaryota; Metazoa; Arthropoda; Insecta; Diptera; Culicidae. Gene Ontology annotation, molecular function: nucleic acid binding. The coding region runs from base 1 to 2826 and encodes 941 amino acids.